UUGUAAAACCAAAAUCCAAGUAGAAGCACUGCGCAGACAAGACUAACCUCAGAGAUAACACUAACACAAAACCCUUGAGCUCGUGAUCCUCAAUCGACUCUGCCAAAAUAGAUUCCUCCGAUCGCAAGCGAAAGAAAACCUCGUCGUCGAUCUCAUCGUCGAGAGACAAGGACAAGGACAAAGACAAGCACAAGCAAAAGAAGAAGACGAGAAUGUCGUCAUCGAAAACGACAACGACGACCAACCAGGUUAGAGCAUCGCACAUACUGAUCAAACACCAAGGCUCUCGAAGAAAGGCUUCGUGGAAAGAUCCAGAAGGCCGUGUUAUCAUGAACACCACCAGAGAUAGCGCCGUGUCUCAGCUCAAAUCCAUCCGCGACGACAUCGUUUCGGGCAAAGCCAAGUUCGACGACCUCGCCACUCGCUUGUCCGAUUGCAGCUCCGCCAAGCGCGGCGGCGAUCUUGGUCCUUUUGGCAGGGGCCAGAUGCAGAAGCCUUUUGAAGAAGCAACUUAUGCUCUCAAGGUUGGUGAGAUAAGUGACAUUGUGGAUACUGACAGUGGAGUCCACAUUAUCAUGAGAACUGGUUGACCAUUUAUGGAGAAACUGUUGGGCAUAUUUGAACAUUAAUUAGUGUGCUGAGCGAACAGAUUUAUGUAUCUUUCUCAAAUAUAAUUUGCUCAUUGUCAGAGCAACACAACCCUCGCAUGAAUCAUUGAUAAUUUGGUACUAAAAAGAUUGGUCUGACCAAUGUGUUUGGGAAGUUUAUGUUGUUUCUUAUAAAACAAUAAUUAUUUCAAGUUCUUGGUUGGGAUGUUAUGAACUUAUGGUUGUCCUAAUGAUGAAAGCUUUCGGUUUGAUUUC
Quercus robur (English oak) is the source of this 863-nucleotide messenger RNA. RefSeq names its product peptidyl-prolyl cis-trans isomerase Pin1. The coding region runs from base 213 to 590 and encodes 125 amino acids. Lineage: Eukaryota; Viridiplantae; Streptophyta; Magnoliopsida; Fagales; Fagaceae. The record is from RefSeq and is a predicted model, not a curated record. Gene Ontology annotation, cellular component: cytosol; nucleus. Gene Ontology annotation, molecular function: peptidyl-prolyl cis-trans isomerase activity. The transcript has 2 exons.